CUCCUGAGGGAGAGCGCGCGGCGUGGAGCAGGACACCUAAACCAUCCUCCAGACAUCAGCCCGAGACCACAGCCCGGCAUGCCUUACCUCCUCAUCAGCACCCAGAUCCGCCUGGAGACUGGGCCCACCAUGGUAGGAGACGAGUUCUCAGAUCCUUCCAUCAUGAGCUAUUUGGGAGCCAGGAAAACCACCAUGCUGGGCAACAACUUUUCAGAAUACCACGUGGAUGAACCUCCUCGAAUGGUUCUGGACAAGCUGGAGAAGAUCGGAUAUAAAGUCGUGACGAUGACGGGGGUCGGCCAGACCCUGGUGUGGUGCCUUCACAAAGAGUCCAGCGACCUCUGAUAACCUCCAGCGGAUCAUUCUCUGUUGCACUUUUUUUUUUUUAGUUUUUGUAAAAAUGUGAGAGUCUAUAGUGUUUACACUACCAGGUGAGGGUAUGAGGUCACGGUCCAGGUUCUGGUCCAUGAUCUUAUUCAGUGAUGAUGAUGAUGAUGAUGAUGAUGAUGAUGAUGAGAUACUGGGUUGGGGGGGGGACCAGUAUUAUACAUGUAUUAAAAAUUGUUUUCAUUGUGUUUUUUGUAGUUUUGCUACUAGAACUCUUAUGCUAAAGCUGCACAUUAAAUAUGCCUUAUUAAAAAAUGACAACGCUGGUGUUUAACUUAAUUAAAAACACUGUGUUACACCAGUUUACACUUUA
Astyanax mexicanus (Mexican tetra) is the source of this 700-nucleotide messenger RNA. It is a transcript of the gene gchfr, whose product is annotated as GTP cyclohydrolase I feedback regulator. The transcript has 3 exons. Gene Ontology annotation, cellular component: nucleus; cytoplasm. Bases 79 to 345 code for a protein of 88 amino acids. Gene Ontology annotation, biological process: negative regulation of biosynthetic process. Lineage: Eukaryota; Metazoa; Chordata; Actinopteri; Characiformes; Acestrorhamphidae. The record is from RefSeq and is a predicted model, not a curated record. Gene Ontology annotation, molecular function: GTP cyclohydrolase binding.